Molecule: messenger RNA, 5969 nt
Organism: Porites lobata
Lineage: Eukaryota; Metazoa; Cnidaria; Anthozoa; Scleractinia; Poritidae
Source: the annotation of a GenBank genome assembly
GGCCUAUGAUCCAAGUGAUUAUGAACACCUUCACGUCAGCCAAGAAAUUAAGGAUCUUUUCCGGUACAUUACAAGGUACGUAGUUAUUUAUUUUUCUUUUAUAAGGAUUGUUAAGGCUCAACAGUCAGAACAGUAGGAAGCGGGGCCCCUGAAAAUAAAGAAAAGUUAACUGGAACCUCCACACAUAUUUAUACAGAGAAGGCUCUCCAGUGAUUUCUAUGUGGAUUAUAAUUUGCAUCAUCUGUGUUCUUCUAUCACUCCUAAGGUAUACACCUCAAACAAUUGAUGUGGAGCACAAGCUAAAGCCAUUUAAUCGAGAUUUUAUUCCUGCUGUUGGAGACAUUGAUGCAUUCUUGAAGGUAUAAGUGUUUUUUCAUAUGGUAGAAUUGAAGAAGUUAAAAUCAAUUUUUUUUUUUGUUUUUACAUACAUGUAGUAGCCUUAAACCUUCACUCAUCAGUUGCUGCAGAUACAAGGUCCCAUUUGGAAAAUACCCCACUCAGAAACCCUUCACUGAAUAUUCCCACAAAAAUGAGAUAUCAAUAACAUAUAAAGUAUUAUCUAAUGAUGGUGUUUUGUUUAUCACUUUGUCAGGUAACUCGUCCAGAUGGUAAACCUGAGACUUUAGGGUUGGUUGUACUGGACGAGCCUAUUGCAAAGCAAUCAGAUCCCACAGGUACUGUGAGAAAGCAGAGGCUAUUCAUGCGCCAGCGAUACAUUCACAAUAACACCAUCAACAAAAGUGUUGGUUACAAAGCAAACUCAAACCCUACUUGCAUUAUCUCGACUCACUUGAAGCACUCACUCUUGUAAAUUUCCGUUGAUUUCAGGUUGCAAUGAAAGUCAGUUUCACAUAUACUAGCCCAAAAACAAAAUUUAAUUCUGACAAGCAAUAUUAACAAUAAUUAAUUACAGUGCGGCUAUACACAAACAAAGGCCACCCGGACAAAAUUCUGGGACAAAUUUUGAAAUUAGCUAAUCACAAGUCAAGAUCUAAACAAUGAAAUUGUGCAUAAUUGUACUCAGAGCCAGUUCAGAAUACGUUGCGAACCAUUUUUCUGACGGAUACGUUGUAUAGCAAAUAGGGAAUCGUGAUGUUUGUGUAAAUCAAGCUGAAAAUGUUUUGACAAUGCCUGGUUUAGCUGGAAUCAAAGCAUUAAGAAAUUUUGAGCAAUCUAAACUAAUCUUUGAAUUCCUGUAGCCUAGUCAUUAAAGCCACUAGCCCAAGGCUAUGGGACACACACAGUUUCGCCUCCCAUGCAGGCAUUUUAUCCCUUCCUGUGAGGUGAAGAGGAAUACAACUCUUGUGGUGCCUUGGAAUAUAAUGUAGAAGGUGCAGUCGCACUUUUUAGCAACAUGUUGAAAGUAUUUAUAUAUAAUACCCCUUUCCUUUUAGUUCUGGAUAUGACAAUCAGAACCAUCUCAAAGCAGACAAAUGUGAAAGCUAUGGUAUGUAAAUUAAUAUUAAAUAAAUAAUAUUAAAUGAUAUUUUGUUAACAGUAACAGGAAAAGUUAUUGGCAAACUCCUGGAAAUAAUUUCUCAUUCAUUAUUAUAAUAUGUGCAAAAUGUAUCUGUUCAUAUUACAGACAGUACGCAGCAUUGAAGACCCGGAAAAGAACCCUAAAGCUGUGGACAACUGGAUUGACAGUAUCAGGUGUGAUCAUAUAUGUUAAUACUAAUCUAUCCACAUACAUUGAUUACCAUGUGAAAACAAUAAAGGUCAAUCCUGCAUUUUGUAAUAAUUACCCAAGUGCCUAGGUACUUGAUAAUUAAUAGAAAUAUUGUUAUUAUUAUUAUUAUUAUUAUUAUUAUAUUUUUUUUUAAUUGCAAGUAAAAAACAAAACAAAAAAUUACGCGGAAUAAAGAAAUGAAUAAAAAGAAAAAAAAAUUGCGAAUUUACACACUUACACGGCAAUACUUAAAUUACAAACAUUAUUAUAAAAUGUUAUUAUAAAUUGUAGCUUAAACUUGCAUAGUUUAUAAAUUGUCUGACCUUUAUUUUAAUGAAAUAAUGUACUACAUGUAAUUAUUACAAAGACAAAUAAUCAUCAAUGGUAGUUUUCACAGGUGACACAUAACCGUUGUAGUUUGUACACUGCAUAUUAAUUUUUGACUUGUUUGCAGAGAACUUCAUCAACAAAAACCUUCUCCUGCAGUUCAUUAUCAGAGGUGAGGAGUUCCUAACUAAAAGCAGAGAUUUUGUUUAAGAUUAGUGUUAUCAUUGCACUUCAUUUUACUUGACUUGAAUUAAGAAACACUGGGUUGAAAAGGUAUUUGGGAAAAUGAAACUGUGUGUGUUAUGUGGUGGUUAAUUAUUAACUUCUCUCAGCUUGGGUGAAGAGAAGGGACAACCAGAAAGACAUCUGCAUUUUUCACAAACUAGUCUCCAGGACUACCACUGGAUUUCUGCAUUUUAAAGGAGACUGUCUUUGUAAACUUGUCAGCUCAGAUACAUGUGUGUGUGCAGGAAUGAGUGCAUAGUAUUGAACAAGUGCAUGUUAACAGAGCAUUUUACAUCUAUGAGUAUCUACAAGUGGGCCUAAAGUUCUUGAAAAGUUCUUCAUCCUGUCUAAUAUCACCACUUUGCUUGUCUGCCUUGUGGCCUAAAAAACUCUUUCCGUUCACUUCAAAAAAUUCUUUGUGUGGUUCUGGAACCCUUUGUAGGUUAAAUGCUUUCUCUUAAAAAAGUAAGGGAAGAGUAUAUGCAAAUCAUUUUUAGCUAAUAAAUUCGGCGAGGUUGCUAAAUAAAGUAUACGCCCAUAAUAGGGCUUAGACCAUCCUCAGAGACCCAGGGGCAGCUAGUCAGGACGAUAGAAUGUUCAUGGUGAAAGUUUACCAUAACAAUAAACUUUCACCACAAACAUCCUAUCGUCCCAACUAGCUGCCCCUUGGUCUGCGAGGAUGAGCUUAGACAUGGUCUUUUCUUUCUUAUUUUAACAGAAACAUGCCAGAUAUUGAAUUUCUUAUGCAAGAGUGGCCAGAGGAAUUUGAAGAACUUUUGAAUAAGGUAUUUAGUAACUUUGUCCUUUAGCAAGAUUUCUUUACAAUCUGCUGGGGAAAAUGACUUUAUGUAAGGGUUAUCGGCCUGAAGCGAGGGGAUAUGUGAUUUAUUCCCCUCGUGCGUUGCCCGAGAGGAAUAAAUCACAUAACCCCUCACUUCAGGCCGAUAACCGUUACAUGCUGGCACUGGUGGCAUUCACAAGUUUCUUAGCUUUUUAAUUAUGUUAGUUUUUGAAAGUCGCAUGUCAAAUUAGUUGUUCGCAGUGAAUGCUAGAAACAGCCUAAAGAGCCUAGCAGUGUCGAGCGAUUCAGAGCCAGAAGUAGAGCCGUUUAUUACUCAAACUAAAGCAGCUUCAGUGGCGGUACUGUAAGAGCUUUCGGAAAACAAUUUGAAUGUUCAGUUUGCGGGUGCAGAAAACGAACAAGCAGUUGACAAUUUCAAUUUUCGCACCGAGGAUCUUUCGACCGACCUGCAUGUUUACAUACAAAGAAGAUUCCGGGCGAGGGAUCACUACUGUAACUCACAAGGAAAUUCAGUCGAGGAAUGAAGCAAGAAUACCUCAAAACACGAAGAGGUCAACUACAUGUCUUCAUAGAGUACACUAGUUUGGGAUGACUGGUUAAAGAACGGAACACCUUACCAUGACAGCGACACUUUCAUGGAACCGUAGAAAAGACGCUGUUCAAUUUCGAACUGUCGUUCUGGCUGUGAAAAUCGAUGAACCAACAACUAAGAAAAUCCGUGAAUGUGGCGCAAAAGAAACGCGGCUAAGUUUAAUUUUAGUAAUUAUAGCGUCGUGUUUAAUAUUUCCAAUAAACAUUUGUGAUUUUUUUUCUUUACGAAAAGCUAAUUAAAAUGCGAGGGGAUUAUGUAUUAAUAUCAUAAUAUGCAAGGGGGAUAAGUGACUUAUCCCCCUUGCAUAUUAAUACAUAAUCCCCUCGCAUUUUAAUUAGCUUUUCAUUAGCCCCGCUCUUUCCUUCAAACAAUCAAUGCCGCACCCAGCUUUUCAGACAGUUGAUUCGGGGGUUAUGUAAUAUAUUCCCCCCGAAAAGAACAAAGGAAUCCGAGCUUACGUAAGAAUAAGCAGAAGAAACAUGCAUGAUGCAAAUCCCAUCCAGGGUUAAAAGCUAAACUGAAGUUCUUUUUAGGUUGGGCUUCCAACAGCUGAUCUGGAUGUUGAUUUAAAACAAUAUGUUGACUUGGUCUGUGGUAAGUUUUAAUCAUUCAUUCAAGUAAUACUAGGGAUUGGGGUGCCUUAGUGUACAACCGGUGACAAAAUUGUUGACUGAAACAUUGUACUCAAAUAGGGUAACUUCAGAGAAGAAAAGAGUCUACAUCCCUCCCCUGUUCCUUCCAUUCAAAGUUGGGGUGUUUGUCGUUUUCUAAAGGUAGCUCGAACAGUGGCACAACAUUGUAUGGAGGGGAUGGGGGAGGAAAAGCUAUAUCUCCUUUUUCUGAAGUCAGUAAAAUGUCAAAAAGCCCCUUAAGGGCGAAGUGUCUCAACUCAUUUUAUCACUGAUUGCAGCUAUUACACAUUAGGAUACAAAGCUACUUGUAUCAGUUAUCCAGACCAGGGCUAGUGGGCAAGGGGUGCAUUAUCCUAUGUAAUGGCCAGUGCUAAAGGGUAUGGGUUUUUUUUUUUACCCAUGGAGGUAUCACUUUAGGUUGUUCAUGAAAAGAAAUUCUUAAAAGUAACAAAUGACAUUAUAAUAAUAUUAUUGUUGGAAUAUGGUCUCCUCUAUAGUUUACAAUAAAUAAAAUCUUACCUACACCCACAUUGGUGACCCUCUAAUAUGGCUUAACUCUAAUAUCAUUUUUGGACGACCAUUUCCGUCGUUUUCAUACAAGACUUCCCCCAAAUCUGAAAUGAAGUAUAGAUUUUAACCAUUUUAAACUGAAAUAGGGCAAGUCUUAAAGUGCUCUCUGGAACCAGGGUCUUUAACUCAGUAUGUAUUGAAAACAGCAGUUUAGGUCGAAAUUAGGGUAAGGGGAAACCAGAAACGUUUUUUCUGAAAUAGGGCAAGGGUUUCAAUGAGUAUUCCCACCUCAAGGAUUGCAUAGGUAGUUAAAAACACGUGUAGCACGUGUUGGUGCAGGUGGUUUUGUGAUGUGAAAAACUUGAAUCAACUGUCCAAGUGAAUAAUAAAACAUUAAGCCACCAUUAUUAAAUAGACGUAUAAAUUAGGAAUACAAUGUCAUUCAUUUUAAGAAACAUCAAGACUAAGAUCUCGUAUCAAUUACUUUAGAUAAGAAGCCAGUAGACAAAGGUUAAUGUUCAACUGAACUGGUUCUCAUUUAAAUCCUUUUUGACAGGUAUUCUCGGCAUUCCUGUACAUAACAACAGAAUCCAUGCCCUUCAUGUGCUGUUCACACUAUUCUCAGAAUUCAAGAACUCACAGGUAUAAAAGCAAUCCGUAAACUCCUAUUAAUUAUAUAAUUAAUUAAAUUUUACAUUGUUCAAGAUUUCAGUGCCAGUCAAGCCUUACUUUUCUAUGACUUCAGAUUCAAAUUUAUUUUGUUUGCACCUUUUUUUCCCUACACCAGCAUUUUAAACAACUUGCCAAAGACAACCAACUGUCAAGUGACCUGCGACUGGAUAGUGGUAGUGGCAAUCCUUAUACUGGGGGUGUGGCAGCUACUACAGAGCACAUGACACUUAGUGGUGAAGAGGCACAGACUAUGAGCUUUGAUGACUAAAACAUUUGCACCAUUGUAUAUUUGUUGUCCCAUGUCAAGUGAAAAGUUUCAGUCAUGCAAUGUAGAAUUAACCCAUUUCACUUUUAUUAAUUUCCUCAUAUAGCCUUCUGUAAUUUUGUGUUACCGGUACAAAUGUUAUCAAUGUUAUUGUUGAGGGCAAGAAGAUUGUGUCAUAGUUGUUGAAGUUAGGUUUGCAAGUCUAUUUUUAUUUACUGAAAUAAAUGUGGAUAGAACUGGCUGACACUGGUAUUGGUGUUAUGGUAAUUAAUCUA